AAAAAACAAAAAAUCAAAACUCAAAAAAGGAUUGAAGUUGCGUUCCCAUUUCCCACCUCUAAUAAAUCUCCAAAGCCUAGACUCGGUUCACCUCUUUCAGCUCACUCUUGAAUCAAUCAAUAACUCAGCCAUGGAUCCAUCUUCUUCUCCUCCUCCUACGAUACCAUCAUCACCCAAACCUGAAGAAACUCAGUUAAUCACCAACGGCGAAGACCAUCCACACUUAUCUCUAGGCAUACUCAAUAUCGCCGCCUCUUCGCCAAGGAAAAGAACAAAAACUCCAUUAAAACCUCCAUACUCAAUAAAAACCCCUUCUUCCGAAUCAUCAAAUCCACUUCAAGAGAUCAUCCUUCUAUCUCCAUCUCCGCGUCGAAAAUCUCAAGCUAAGCUUAUUGAAAGAAUGGAAACUGUAGAAGAACCUAUUGAUUUGAUUGGACCUAGAAAACGAUGCAAAAAUAAAGCUUCUCCUGUGGCUAAUCAACAAAAUUGUGCAUCUCCUAGGGUUAGACGAUCAAGAAGACGAUUGGAUCAAGAGAAUCGAGAUGAUAAAGAAGUUGGUGUUCUGGUUCUAGAUGAGAUCGUUAAACCAAGAAAAAGAAAACCUAAUACUAGACCUCGUAAAGAAAAAGCUAGUGCCGCAGUACCUUCCAACAGUUUAUCGUCAUCCCCAAGAACUGUGAGUGAUGGUCAGAGUAGCUUAGAUAAUAUCAAACAAUUGAUAAAUGAUUUGGUUAUGUGGAGAGAUGUGGCAAAAUCAAGUCUAUGGUUUGGAUUUGGAUCUCUUUGUUUCUUAUCUUCUUGUACUUCACAAGGAUUAAGAUAUAGUGUUUUCUCUGGAAUUUCUCAUUUGGGUCUGCUGUUUUUAGCCUUCUCAUUCUUGUGUAACUCAUGCUCCCCAAGGUAUAGCAAUGAACAAAGACUUAAUCUUGAAUUGAAAGAAGAUGACAUAGUAAGGAUUGCUAGAAAAGUACUUCCAGUUGCAAAUUUUGUCAUUGUUAAGACAAGAGAACUUUUCUCGGGCGAGCCUUCGAUGACUCUCAAAGUUGCACCUAUUCUCCUCUUUGGAGCAGAAUAUGGUCAUCUGAUAACCCUUUGGAGGCUUUGUGCAAUUGGAUUUUUUAUCAGCUUCACUGCACCCAAACUAUAUGCUUCCUACUCUAUGCAGAUAGAAGGAAAAGCUGAGUACUUGGGUGGAUGGAUUUUGGGAGCAUGGAAAGCUUGUUCUCUCAAGAAGAUAGUUGCAGUCUCAGCAGCUCUAGCGUUCUGGAACUUGUCUAGCAUCAAAACAAGGGUUUUUUCAGCAUUUCUUGGCAUGGUAAUACUCCGAUAUCGUCGACAACACUCAGAAUCAAAGAUAAACGGAGAAGAAGGAAACGGACAGCAAGAGGAAAUGAUGCAAGUCGAAGAAGAGGAAAUGAUGCAGGUCGAAGAAGAGGAAAAGGAAGAGGAAGAAAAGCAGGGUAAAGCUUUGAUGGUCAUAGAAAAGGAAGGUACAAAGAUAUAAGCAACAAUUUCGCAGUUGCACAGACUGGUUUAAAUCCUGUACUAAACACUAGGAUGUAUAAGCAGCAAUGUCGCAGUUGCACAGACUGGUUUAAGAAGUAUAAAAGCUGUCCAGCAAUCAGAAUACUAAGCUUGUAUUCUGGAACAAAAAUAAUACUGACUGAUGCUUUAUUUCAGUUUCAUGUUUCCAAACCUAAUACAAAUAUAUUAUGUGAAAUAGCUUUUUCAUCCCAAAUUAAUCCUUGGUCAACAUUUGGUCACUCCUUCACCUUUGGGGACGGGACCUAAUAAUAAUUUAACUGUUAAUGUCCCAUCUAGAAGAACAACAUGAGAGACAUAUUAGCAGCUUGCUCCUACUAUGACUUACAUCCACAUAUUGCACCAAGGAAUUUGGAUGAAAAUGAAGCUUUGGCAUGUAUUGUGAUAUU
Papaver somniferum (opium poppy) is the source of this 1931-nucleotide messenger RNA. RefSeq names its product reticulon-like protein B17. The coding region runs from base 131 to 1504 and encodes 457 amino acids. The record is from RefSeq and is a predicted model, not a curated record. The transcript has 8 exons. Lineage: Eukaryota; Viridiplantae; Streptophyta; Magnoliopsida; Ranunculales; Papaveraceae.